AUAAAAUUUUCCAUAAAUCUGGUGAAUGCUAAGUCAGUGUUGGAAGGGGAACUGAUCCCAAAUAUCUAAUGGGUAGACAUAUACUACAGUCACAAUACAAAUUUUGAGGAGUUCUGUGUUAGAAGAAGCCACAUCAUGAAAGAUUUACCCUGUUGGUGUUUUCUGUGAUCUGGACAGUGCCUGCAGUUGUGUUGGGCAUAAAAUUCUACACGGGAACUAAAAAGGAUUGUUCACAUCACUUUCCUUAAUCUGUGUGGUGCAGCCACUGGACACAAAAAAGGAUGGAACAGAAAGAAGUUGUGGAUGAGUGACUUUGGGGCAAGGGCAGGAGAAAAGAAGGUAGAAAGAAAGGCUGGGCAUAAAUUAACAAGAGAGAUGGGUUGGCUACUUAUAACAAGAUUUCAUGAUGGUAUUGAUCCAAGCAUUGGCCCUUUUUGCUUGCAUUACUGUAUGGGAUGCUACAGUCAUUGCUGAUGAAAUAACAAACUCACGGGAAGGAAAAUUUGUGCUACCAAUCACAAGGUACUGGAACACUGUUUGCUCUGGAACUUCUAAUGGACAGCAACUACAAGGUACUUGCCUUGACCGUAAGCAGUGUUAUCUGGCUGGAGGCACCAGCAUGGGACCAUGUGGUGUACUGGGAGCCUGCUGUCUCUUUGAGAGGAGCUGCUACACAACUACCCAUCAGAGACUUUCCUAUUUUGUGAACCCAACUGUAGUCCAGCAGCAUUGCACAUAUCAAGUUGAUGUUAUGAGUCGGGAUGUUUGUCAAAUAAGGUUGGACUUUGAUGAAUUUCGCAUAGCUCCACCAACUUUACCAAUCAGAGAGCCUUUACAAACAACACCAUAUUACUGUAUCAAUGACAGCUUCACAGUUACAAGUCCUUUGAGUGGCCAACGGGGAUUAGGCUUCAACAGUCUCUGUGGCCGCAAUGAUGGACAGCACAUUUACAUCCCUGUCAAUGCAUCCCAGGGAGCCAGCUCUGUAUCACUGAGCUUCAGUCUGGCGGAUCGCAAUAGUACUUCAGGAUCAUCACUGCCGACACCCACCUGGAGAAUCAGGGUAACGCAGCUGGAGUGCCCAGGCAGCCCUUAUGACUACUCAACCUUCACAGCUGCAGUUGCAUCCCUGGCUCAGCAGCAUCUGCAGAAGUUCUCACCACCUUAUGUUGAUUUUCACCUGCUAGCACCUCCAGGCUGUCUGCAGUAUUAUCCUGAACGAAGAGGCACUUACAUGUCAUUUAACUAUAACACUCCAGGCUCACUUGAUUCACAGUACAUAGCAAACAUGCACUAUGCAAUAUGCUUCCGGAGAACACCUGAUGCUUGUGGAAUACAGCAUACAGCAGAAACCUUUAAUAUGGGUGGAUAUAAUACAAGUAGCACCAUGACAGAUGAUGCUUGUAAUGAUUUUGAUUACCUAUUUGUUCCUGAUGGAAGAUGGCAAGGUACUUCAAGAGCAGACAAGUUCUGUGGAGAUUCUCUCCUUGGGGAGACUGUCACAUCCAUAUCCCCUGGUCCAUUUUAUGUUGUCUUCAACAGUGACAACCAACUUGAAGUUAUUAAUUCAGAAAGUGGAUUCAGAAUUGAUUACCAGGUGCUAGGUACCUGUGAGUGACAGGAAUAAUUGUUCCAGCAAUGAGCUAUAAGUAAUUGUUCUAGCAGUGGGUUAUUUAAGUAAUAUAAAUGCCUCAGUUCAUAUACAAAUAAGAAAUAACAGGUCUCAGAAAUAAAACUAAACUCAGGGCAAACUUUAUUUAACAACAAGUUUUGAACAAUGAAAGGAAUGUAAUAGUUGUUACAGUUAAUACAUCAGUAAUGUUAGCUAUAACUUUUUGAUUCCAAGAACACUUACUAUGUUACGUAUUGAAUUUUAUAUUUUAUCAGA
Messenger RNA from Schistocerca nitens (vagrant locust), 1888 nucleotides. RefSeq lists its product as uncharacterized. The coding region runs from base 404 to 1618 and encodes 404 amino acids. NCBI's taxonomy places the organism in Eukaryota, Metazoa, Arthropoda, Insecta, Orthoptera, Acrididae. The record is from RefSeq and is a predicted model, not a curated record. The transcript has 10 exons.